Aspergillus homomorphus CBS 101889 is the source of this 1193-nucleotide messenger RNA. RefSeq lists its product as uncharacterized. The coding region runs from base 208 to 900 and encodes 230 amino acids. The record is from RefSeq and is a predicted model, not a curated record. The transcript has a single exon. NCBI's taxonomy places the organism in Eukaryota, Fungi, Ascomycota, Eurotiomycetes, Eurotiales, Aspergillaceae.
CUUUGCUUGCCUUGUGUUUUGAGACAUCUUGUCUGCCUGUGCCAUACUUGUAUCUUUGGCGGCUCUUUUCUCUUUCUUCUUUCUUCAUCUUCCAGCAUUUACCUAGAUAGAAGGUGCAAUUUCUUCGGAGAUUCAUCUUCGCCUCUGUUACUCAUCAUACAUUCAUCAUCUUCCAAGGGUUGACGCCAGCACCACCGCACGUUGAAAAUGCAGGCCAUUCACGAGCAGCAUCGGGCGAGCUACAUGCCUGCCUCAUCUCGCCAGAGCCGCAUGGCCAUCGAUUCCUUGCUAAACCCAUCCGGGGACAGCGAAACUGCCAGUACUCGAUCACAAUAUAGCCAGCACGGCUCGCCAUUAUAUCCUCCCAGUCCCAACCAGUACUUUUACACUUCCUACUCAGAGAGCCGUCAUCCCUACCGGGAGGAUUCGCAGGACCAGGGUUACCUGUCCUAUCGAACGCGAUCUGUGGAAUCCUCGCCGGACCCCUACUCUCGUGAUCGAUAUGACUCGGUAUCUAGCAGCUCUAGCAAUGCUGCAGAGCGACGCCGGCCUCCCCGACCCAAAUACGAAGAGGAAGAGAUGUAUUUCAUCUGGUACCACCGAGUGGACCUCUGCCAGGAGUGGAAGGAGGUCCGUGAAAGCUUCAAUCGGCAGUUCCCCGAUCGGCAGCGUCGCGGGUUCCAGGGAAUCCAAUGCAAAUUCUAUCGCUUCAUCAAAGAAAAGAAGUGCCCUACGUUACGGGAGCAGCGCCGCAUGCGUGACGGCGACUUUCUGCGGGAGGGGGCGGGAGCUGCCGACUCGGGGUCACCGAAGUUUGGAGUUAUUGAUUGGGUAGGGAUUUGGUAUCCAUGGAUGCGUGAGGACAAAGAAGAAGUGCUCACUCGACGGAUGUCGAGGUAAAUGAGUCUGUUUGCGGCUUGCUUCAUCAUGAUCCGGCAGUGGUCGCCUUCUUGUCGAGUCAUUUUUUGCCUCCUGCACUCCUCGCUCUCGCUCACUCAAGUCUUGCACCACGACUCGAUACAUUUCUGUUUCACGGCCGACCCCGACGAUACCUCAACAUUUAAUUAUUCCUUUUCUCAAUCUGUUUUAUUUGCUUCACAAUCCUUGUUUGUUCGUACGGUCGUUCUUGCCGAUUUGCAAAUCACCUUUAGCAUGUUGUGAUCUUAACCUGGGAGGAUAUCUGUUCAUUUUGU